AUGCCGCCAUACGUACUCACAGAUAUGUUGCAUGGACACCGCGCUGCCUUCGAGCCGGCAACGAUACCCAUCGCCAAAGAGCUACAGUCCUACGAUUCUCCUGUAUCUGUCACGGAAGACUCAUCACUCAACGAGACCGACAAAGAUGCUGUGCGAGCCGUCCGUCGCAAGGUCGACCGUCGACUGCUUGCCUUCUACUGCGUGGUGUACCUGUUCAUGCGGAUCAAUGCCACCAACGCAACAAACACGGCCAUCAUGAAUGCGAAGACGCCACAGAACAUCAAGAUCCAGCUUGGCAACCUCACCUCCUCGCAAUGGGCUUGGAUCAUCUCAAUCUUCUCCUACCCAUAUAUGUUCUUCGAGCCGCCUUCCACGCUCCUCCUGAAGCGCUUCACGCCAAGAGUCUGGAUGUCCAGAAUCAUGAUCACAUGGGGAGCCAUCUCGAUGUGUCAAGCCGCAACUACCAACUACUCCGGGAUGCUAGCCUGUCGCUUCUUCCUAGGUCUCGCAGAAGCUGGAUACUAUCCCGGCGUUUUGUACCACUUAUCCUUCUGGUAUCCCGCGAAGAAGCUGCCACUCAGGAUCGCCGUCUUCUACUCCUUCGGUGUCUUUAGCGGCACCGCAUCUGGGUUCCUGGCGUAUGCAAUAAGCUACAUGAACAAGCUCCAUGGCCUCUCUGGUUGGCAGUGGAUGUUCAUCCUCGAGGGCAUCCCGGCCAUUUUCCUUGGCAUUGUAGCCUGGUUCACACUGCCAAACUUCCCGUCCGAUACCAAGACGUCCAAACUUACCUCUUUCCUGUCCCAUUCCGAAAAGCAAACACUCAUUUCCGACCUGCCCGCCAACCAGCCUGUCGGCACUGCCAAAACCUGGGAUCUCAGCGAAGCUCGAGGGCUGGUCACUGACCCGACCUUUUACUCCUUCAACAUGCUCUGGAUCUGCCACUCCAUUGGAGGGUGGGGCAUCUCACUCGUCCUCCCGACUGUCAUCUACGAACUCGGACUGCAGGGGUCCACUACGACACAACUCAUGACUAUGCCGACCUACACAUUCGGGUGCUUGUUUAUGUGCUUCUUUGGCUGGCUUAUUCAUCGUGGCACUCUGGGUCCUUGGUCCGUUAGUAUUGGCCUUGAGGUCGUCAUCUGUGCUUGCUAUGCGAUCUUGCUCACCGUCAAGAAGCCUGUGGUCAAGUAUAUAUUCGUCUCACUGGCCACGGCAUGUGUGUCCUGUGUCUAUCCGCUGAUGUGGCCGGAGCGGAUUCGCGCCGCGAAAGGCACGACGGGGGCGGGUCUGGGGAUUGGAAUUACCAACGCUUGUGCGCAACUGGCGGGCAUCGUCGGGCCACAGAUCUAUCAAACGAGGUACGGUCCGGGCUAUAGGUUGAGCUUCAGUGUAAGUAUAGGUAUGUUGGCUGGCGCGGUGGCAAUGAUGGCGGUCACGUUCUGGAUUGUUCGGGGACGGGAUCGGAAGAUCGAGCAGGAGAGGGCGGCAAGAUUGGAUGCGGAGUAG
Cyphellophora attinorum is the source of this 1506-nucleotide messenger RNA. RefSeq names its product putative transporter. Gene Ontology annotation, cellular component: membrane. Lineage: Eukaryota; Fungi; Ascomycota; Eurotiomycetes; Chaetothyriales; Cyphellophoraceae. The transcript has 3 exons. Gene Ontology annotation, molecular function: transmembrane transporter activity. Gene Ontology annotation, biological process: transmembrane transport. The record is from RefSeq and is a predicted model, not a curated record. Bases 1 to 1506 code for a protein of 501 amino acids.